Molecule: messenger RNA, 1686 nt
Organism: Brassica oleracea var. oleracea
Lineage: Eukaryota; Viridiplantae; Streptophyta; Magnoliopsida; Brassicales; Brassicaceae
Product: probable eukaryotic translation initiation factor 5-2
Exons: 2
Coding region: 311-1534 (407 amino acids)
Biological process (GO): formation of translation preinitiation complex; translational initiation; formation of cytoplasmic translation initiation complex
Cellular component (GO): cytosol
Molecular function (GO): eukaryotic initiation factor eIF2 binding; GDP-dissociation inhibitor activity; translation initiation factor activity
Source: RefSeq, a predicted model, not a curated record
CUCUCCCUCUCAAAAGCAAAUCUUACAUCCCCACCAGCUUUCGAUUCCAUCGUGUUCUGAGCUCUUUUUGUUCACAGGAGUUAAAAAGUUUGAAGCUUUGCAAGAAGAAUCGAAAAAUUUCGAAGCUUUAUUUUAUGUCUGACAAGAUAUCACCCUUUUGCUAUCUACCACCUCUCUGCUUGGAGAAGAACAACACUAUCAUCCUACACCACCCAGAGCUAAGAACCACCACUAGCUCCUCCUCCAUCACACGCAUCUUCUUCAAACCCGAGACACCUCCUCUCCUCUCAGACCACUUUCACUAACAAAGAUGGCGCUUCAGAACAUUGGUGCUUCCAACCGCAACGAUGCCUUUUACCGUUACAAGAUGCCUAAGAUGGUUACUAAAACCGAAGGCAAAGGCAACGGCAUCAAGACCAACAUUGUCAACAACGUCGACAUCGCCAAGGCUUUAGCGAGGCCUGCUUCUUACACUACAAAGUACUUUGGAUGCGAGCUUGGAGCUCAGUCCAAGUUUGAUGACAAGACUGGGACUUCGCUUGUGAACGGAGCUCAUAGCACUUCUAAGCUCGCUUCUCUGUUGGAGGCUUUUAUUAAGAGGUAUGUUCAGUGUUAUGGGUGUGGGAACCCUGAGACUGAGAUUGUUAUUACCAAGAGUCAGAUGGUGAAUUUGAAGUGUGCGGCUUGUGGGUUUGUCUCUGAGUGUGACAUGAGGGAUAAGCUGACUACGUUUAUUCUGAAGAAUCCGCCUGAGGCGAAGAAGGUGGGGAAGGAUAAGAAGGCUAUGAGGAGAGCUGAGAAGGAGAGGAUGAAGGAAGGUGAGGCUGCUGACGAGGCGAUUAAGAGGCUUAAGAAGAAGGAUGGUUGUUCUAAGUCGUCUAAGAAGGAAGGUUCUGAUGAGGAGAUUAGUCCCAAGCAUGAUGGGAGUGCAGAUGAUGAUGAUGAUGACGACGAUGGGAUCCAGUGGCAGACGGAUACUUCUAGAGAAGCUGCUGAGAAGAGGAUGAAGGAGCUGAGUGCUGCUACUGCUGAGAUGGUGAUGAUCUCUUUAGACGAAGAAGAGGAGAAGAAGAAGAAGAAGAGUCUGGGGGAUGAGAUGAAGGAGUAUCUCAAGAAGGGUUUACCGAUAAGCGAGCUCAAAGCUUUCAUCUCCUCUUUCUCUGAGCCUCCUCAAGAGGUCAUGGACGCGCUCUUCAACGCUCUCUUUGACGGCGUGGGGAAAGAUUUUCUCAAGGAAGCGAUGAAGAAGAAGGAUUGCUUGGCGGCUGCAACGCAGGAGGAAGGUUCGCAGAUGCAUCUGCUAAACUCUUUUGGAUCGUUCUGCGGGAAGAGCGGAAACGGAGAGGCGGUUAAGGAGGCGGCUCAGGUUCUCAAGGCGCUGUACGAUGAAGACGUUGUCGAGGAAGAGUUUGUGUUGGAGUGGUACCAAAAGGGUCUGACGGGAGCUGACAAGAGCUCUCCUGUUUGGAAGAGUGUGAAGCCUUUUGUGGUGUGGCUACAGAGCGCUGAGUCUGAGUCCGAAGGGGAGGAUUGAGAGUUUCUUUUUGCUAUGUUUUUACUGUUUUUUUUUAAAUUUAAAUGUUAUUUUGGUUUUCAGUAUUCUCAGUUUUUUUUUAUUAUAUGUUAGAACACGCAAAAUUUGCAACUGGGUUGUUUGAACUAAUUGAUUCUUGCUUUUGUUUUGUU